ACUUGGUGCUAUAUAGUGCUGUUGUUAUAGACUUUCAGCGAUUCACUUAGCUUUGGCGUGUUGUGGAAAGCGGACGUGUGAAGAAGAAAACAACGAACCAUAAAAAUCAGCGAGAUGUCUUUCCUAGUUAUACUGCUCAUACUCUACAUCAUCUGGGAUGUUAACUACUUCAUUCGCUGCGUUUUCACUGUGCUGGCCGGGCGCCUGUUCCAGAGUAAACGCAAGGUCACUGAUACCACAACCAUCUAUGGCCUCUGCACCUCACAGGAUGUGGACAUCUUCAUACGGCACAUGAACAACGCGCGCUAUCUGCGCGAGCUGGACUUUGCACGUUUCCACUUCUAUGCGCUGACCGGGCUCUAUGAGCAAGUGCGCGAGCGCAAAGGUGGCGCCGUCCAAGGCGCUUCGAGUGUGCGCUAUCGCCGCACCAUACCCAUUUUCCAUCCGUACAAGAUUCAAACAAAGCUGAUUUGGUGGGAUGAGAAGGCUAUUUACUUGGAGCAAUCAUUUGUCACGCUCUCGGAUGGUUUUGUGCGCGCUGUGGCGUUAUCCAAGCAGUGCAUCACCAAUUGUGACGUCACCGAAAUAAUGAAGACCUUCCCUGAAGCGGCAACACGUCCGGAAAUGCCGGCGGAGCUGAAACUGUGGUUGGACUCGAUUGAGCUGUCGAGUCAGAAGCUGCGCAAGGAUAAAUGAGCGUGAGGCGGAGAGUGUGCUCUCUUUCUUAGUUUUUUAAACUCACUAUUUGGGUGUUUAGGCUUAUUUUUGUACCUUUUUUAACGAUCCAUUACUUACAAUGUGGACAGUGAUAUCGAAAUAAAGUUUUUAAUUAUAAAAACAA
This is a messenger RNA of Bactrocera neohumeralis, 841 nucleotides long. RefSeq names its product protein THEM6. Bases 115 to 696 code for a protein of 193 amino acids. Lineage: Eukaryota; Metazoa; Arthropoda; Insecta; Diptera; Tephritidae. The record is from RefSeq and is a predicted model, not a curated record. The transcript is spliced from 3 exons.